Molecule: messenger RNA, 1849 nt
Organism: Plectropomus leopardus (leopard coralgrouper)
Lineage: Eukaryota; Metazoa; Chordata; Actinopteri; Perciformes; Serranidae
Gene: zic3
Product: zic family member 3 heterotaxy 1 (odd-paired homolog, Drosophila)
Biological process (GO): regulation of transcription by RNA polymerase II
Cellular component (GO): nucleus
Molecular function (GO): DNA-binding transcription factor activity, RNA polymerase II-specific; RNA polymerase II cis-regulatory region sequence-specific DNA binding
Source: RefSeq, a predicted model, not a curated record
GAAAGGGGGGGAAGUUUGAUCCUCUUUCUCACGGAUCGCAGUCAACGGGAGUUUUUUUUCUCCCAACUCUUUACGCAUAGGAUUUUUCCCCGUUUUGGCUACGUUUGUUUUUUUAUUUUAGGAUUUUUUCCCGCAGAACGUGGUAAAUCUCGGCGCGGUGUCUGCAGCGUGCGCGCUCCGCUACACUGGAUUUUAAUUUUAUUUUCUGUUUUCUUCCCGUCUCCUAAGUUUGCUUCAAGCUCAUGACUAUGCUUCUUGAUAGCGGUCCGCAGUUUGCAUCGUUAGGAGUGGGGGGUUUCGGGACACCGCGGCACCACGAAAUCGGGAACAGAGACCCGGGUCUGGGACUGAACCCCUUCGCCGAUUCUUCCCACUCCGCAGCUUUCAAAAUCAGCCCCGUGGCUCACGACAUCGCCUCCAGCCAGACAUCAGCUUUCACCCCGCAAGCCACUGGAUAUGCAGCUGCCCUGGGACACAGUCACGGCGGGCAGGUGGGCUCGUACGGUGGGGGAGCGUUCAAUUCCACACGGGACUUUCUCUUCCGGAACCGGGGUGUUGGAGAGUCCACAGCGCCCAGCGCACAGCAUGGGAUCUUUGCAGCUUCGGCGGGGAGCCUCCACGGGCCGCCCGGGAUCACCGAUAACCCCGGACAUCUGUUGUUUCCAGGACUUCACGACCAGGGGGUGAGCCACACUUCACCGAGUGGACAUGUAGUUAACAGCCAAAUGCAUCUUGGCUUACGCGGGGACAUUUUCGGAAGACCUGAUCCGUACCGUCCGGUCGCGAGCCCUCGGACGGACCCCUACGGGGCUCAGCUGCACAACUACAGCCAUCCUAUCAACAUGAACAUGGGGAUGAAUGUGCCCACACACCACGGUCCGGGGGCCUUCUUUAGAUACAUGAGGCAACCCAUCAAACAAGAAUUAUCCUGCAAAUGGAUAGACGAGAACCAGAUGAACAGACCCAAAAAGACUUGCGACAGAACUUUCAGCACCAUGCACGAGAUGGUCACUCAUGUGUCCAUGGAGCACGUCGGCGGCCCCGAGCAGAGCAACCACAUCUGCUUCUGGGAGGACUGCCCGAGAGAAGGAAAAUCUUUUAAGGCCAAGUACAAACUCGUCAACCACAUCCGUGUGCACACGGGCGAGAAACCGUUCCCAUGCCCGUUCCCCGGAUGUGGGAAAAUAUUCGCCAGAUCGGAAAAUUUGAAAAUCCACAAAAGAACACAUACAGGUGAGAAGCCGUUUAAGUGUGAAUUUGAUGGCUGUGACAGACGCUUCGCCAACAGCAGCGACAGGAAAAAGCACAUGCAUGUGCACACAUCAGACAAGCCAUACAUCUGCAAAGUGUGCGACAAGUCAUACACACACCCCAGCUCUCUCAGGAAACACAUGAAGGUACACGAGUCUCAAGGAUCCGAAUCGUCUCCAGCAGCAAGCUCUGGAUACGAGUCGUCCACACCGCCAGUGCUGGUCUCAGCCAACACUGAAGACCCGACAAAAACACCGCCGUUAGCCGUACAAAACACGUCUGGCCACAGCGAAGGACUGGCACCCAACUUUAAUGAAUGGUACGUUUGAAGUCAGAAGAACAAACCCUCUCUCUAUGUGGACCACGGGGUUGAGGAUGAAAAGAGGAUAAAAACCUUAAAAACUAUUCCUGUUCUCCUCACACACUCAUACUCUCUCUCUCUCACACACACAAUCACACACACUCUCUCACACACACGUCACGCUGUCAGACACACACAAAUGGGAUUGGGACAACAACAACAACAGGAGAUGAGAGCAAAAGCCAGCACCAAGCAGGCCACGUCCGUUCUCAGGAUCACGAAAAUUUGACUUUUAUU